Melampsora larici-populina 98AG31 is the source of this 2034-nucleotide messenger RNA. RefSeq lists its product as uncharacterized. The transcript is spliced from 9 exons. The coding region runs from base 1 to 2034 and encodes 677 amino acids. The record is from RefSeq and is a predicted model, not a curated record. Lineage: Eukaryota; Fungi; Basidiomycota; Pucciniomycetes; Pucciniales; Melampsoraceae.
AUGAUUGAUCAUCAUCAAGGCCCAUGUUCAAUGAGUAUCAUAUCUGCUCUAUUGCUCAAGAUUCAUGAGCAUCAGAAGUCCCAAAAUGUCAAAGAAUCCCUCAGGAAGAAAACAAGACAUUUUGAGAUAUUGAGAGGUAUAUCAUGUUCACGAAACAAUGGGCAACUCUCGACCACCCAUCUGGACCUCGUCAAAAAGAACUCGGCAAUCAGAAACUCGGCAAUCAGAAUGGUAGUCGCCACUCUAAUCCACGAACGAUACCAGUUCAUUACCGAAGGAUUCCUGCCAGAGCCAAAGGUUGGAGCCCUAGUUGGCAUUCUGUGUCCAGAAUGCCAAACCCCCCUCCGUUACCAUGCGGCACUUGAAGACGCAUGGCGGAUCCAUUGCCCACGACGUCCAAGGAACGAACACAAUUGGCGAACCUGGCAAUGUGAUCAGCUCAACCACGAACGUGCGCUGAUCCACGCUGGUGCUUCUCGCCCAAUCGUCUCUUCUACAGCCGAUUGGGGACCCCGAAUGUCGCCUGCAGGGGUGAUUCUUCCACCAAAACCAACCAAAGAAUCAAACAAUCCACCGGUCAAAAGGAAUGCGAUCGAAGCACAUCCAUUUUUAGGUCGCCAAUCUGAGUUCACUCCGUUCAAUCAGCUCAACUCACUUGCAGGCCCACACCGAACUCAGAGAGGCUCUCACCCCUGUCUGCGACCUUCCCGUGGGCCAGCGGCACGUACCCACCGGACCAAUGGGAACAAGGGUUGCCCAUAUCAAUACUGUCAAGCGUGCUGCCUUGAAUACGGUCUGGGCCCAUGCCCCAAACACGUUCGACCUGGCCCUCCAGUUCCUCGCCAAGCUGUAGCCACCAAAUCUAAUCAGUUGCUGCCUCCCGUGGAACCACAACCGAGCACGUCUACUGACCUUACUCCAGCGCCAGCACGGCCACGUCUACCACGGCCACACCAGUGGGCCCAAUCUGCCAACUCACUUGGACGACGUCUGGACAGUUCAGUUGUCUCAAAAAUCCAAAUUAACCGAGCUGAACGAUAUGAAGCGGUUCAACGGGGUAUAGCAAACCAGUACGGCGAAGCACAAGUCGUUGUGAUUUACCUUUGGCUCAACGAAUCCGAACCUAAGGUUAUCUCAGCGCAUUUGGCCAACUGGCCCAAGGCCAGCCUAGACGAAUCACCCCUCCUCAUGCAAGCAUGCACCAAGGCACUUGGCCCUGGAUGGAACCGUGCCCUUUGUUUCUGGGAUGAAAAGAUUGACACUUGGUCUCAAUUCCUCGCCCAAACACUCCAAACAGCACGAAACCAUGGUGACAUUUCCUCACCGAUUCCCCGCCAGCAAAAAGGAGAUAGUUGUCAGGUCGGCAAACGUGGACCCCCGAACGCUUGGUUUGCCAAAAUCGAAAAGCAAGCAAGACGUACCCGCUUAUUGGGGUGCCACGCAAACUGCUCUCCUGAGGCUCAACCGCCUCGCGCGGCGGAAGAAUCUCCUGAUGUGAUUGUCGUCAACAGCAAAUUUGCUAAAUCCCCUAAUAUCACUCAGGUCAAACGCGAACGCGAACUCUCUGAACUACCGGAGUUUGACUACGGCACAGAUAAUGGUAAACGAAAUGCUCAAAGAGAUGACCACCUGUCACCGGAGGAGGACGAGUUGGCAGCGAGCCCUACUCCAACACCUAUGAGCACGGAUACAAACUCCCUGGACACAACGGCCACCUCGCUUGAAAAGACCAAGAAGAAAGGCUGGCCUUCCUCUUCUGUUCUGGUUUCACGACUUCUGGCGUGGUAUAAGGACUCUCACAGUCGACCCCCCGCAGUGGCCUGGAAGGAGGAAUUUGGCGAUGAGUGGAAGUAUGUGUCUUCCACUAUGUAUCGGUAUAAGCUAUGGAUAAAAACGGUGGACUACCAGCGGUUCAAGGUUGAUUACAGCGCAAAACCCCUUGCAAAUGUAGGUGAAGCCCGAAUUUUGUACCAGAAGGAGUUCAAAGAGGUUUGCAAAACCUGUCCGGAGGAGAACAAUGAAGAUGUUGAUUAG